GACCAAAAUACAAGAGCAGUAACGUGCCACCUAUGUGAAGUUGUGAACCCCUCCUCCGCCUCCACAAUCAAUCAUCGCUAAAACCCUUCCUCAUGAAACGACACCGUUUUUAUCCCAAACACGGUACACUCUUCACAAGCCGAUGACACUUUCUCUCAUCUUCACCACUUUCCGAAUUUCCAAUACUACCCUCGUCACCCAUUACCACACUCUGAAACCCAACAAACCCGAAGCAUGGUUCGUCAAAAUCGUUUCCACCCUCUUUCUCCGCUUCACAAACCCACUCGACGUUACAUUUUCGCGUUACGUUCGUAACCACUUAACCCCUUCACUUACAUUACAAAUUAUCACAAAACUAAACAACCCUCAAUUAGGUUUCACCUUUUUCCAAUUCACCAAACAAAAAUUGAACCUUUCUUAUUCAUUUUGGACUUACAACUUUCUCUUAAGGUCCCUUUGUCAAGAAAAUCAACACAGUUCAGCAAAACUUGUUUAUCAUUCUAUGAGGGCUGAUGGGUUGUUGCCUGAUAGUAGGUUGUUGGGAUUCUUGGUUUCUUCUUUUGCGUUUGUUGAUAGGUUUGAUGUUUCCAAGGAGUUUAUUAAUGAUGCUUUGUGUAAUAAGGUUGAUGUAAAUGUUGCUGUUUAUAAUAACUUUCUUAACAUUUUGGUUAAAUCUAAUAGGUUACACGAUGCUGUUAGUUUGUUUAGGGAGCUUGUUAGAUUUAAUUUGAAUAUAGAUAUAUUCACAUUCAAUAUCUUGAUUCGAGGUUUCUGCGUUAUUGGAGAAAUCGACGAGGCGUUUAGGUUUUUGAAUAAUAUGAGAAGUUUUGGUUGUUACCCGGAUGUUGUUAGUUAUAAUACUCUUAUACAUGGUUUAUGUAGAAUAAACGAGGUUGAUAGAGCAAGAGAUUUAGUUAGAGAGAUUUGUUUGAGAAGUGAGUUUGGUCCUAAUGUUUUGAGUUAUACGAUAGUGAUAUCGGGUUAUUGCAAACUGAGUAAGAUGAAGGAGGCUUCUUCUGUUUUCGAUGAAAUGGUUACGUCUGGAGCUAAGCCUAGUGUAGCUACUUUUAAUGCACUCAUUUAUGGAUUUGUUAAGGCAGGUGACAUGGCUUCUGCGCUAGGAAUACAUAAGAGGAUGCUGUUUCAUGGUUGUUCUCCUGAUGUUGUUACUUUCACUUUGUUAAUUGAUGGAUAUUGCCGAGUUGGGCAGUUGAACUAUGGUUUGGACGUUUGGAAUGAAAUGAAAGCGAGAAAUGUUUCUGCAAAUUUGUAUACUUUCUCGAUUCUUAUUAGUGCUAUGUGCAGGAGUAAUAGACUAGAAGACGCUCGUGAGCUUCUAAGACUAUUGAAUCAGAGUGACAUUGUUCCACAACCAUUUAUCUACAAUCCUGUCAUUGAUGGAUAUUGUAAAUCCGGUAAUGUUGAUGAAGCUAAUGCAAUUGUGGUAGAUAUGGUGAACAAAUGUAAACCGGAUAAGCUAACAUUUACUAUUCUUAUUAUCGGUCAUUGUAUGAAAGGAAGAGCACCUGAAGCAAUUGGUAUCUUUUACAAGAUGUUGGCGACCGGUUGUUCACCUGAUGAAGUUACUAUUAGAACUUUAAGUUCAUGUCUUUUGAAGUCUGGAAUGCCUAGUGAGGCUGCUCACAUUAAGGAAGCUCUAUUUAAGAAUCAAAGUACAAAUUCAUAUAUGCAGCAGUCUCUUUAUUAAAGUGCUACUGAAAAUCAGUGGUUAGGCAUUGCCUUCCACUGUUUUCCCUUGAGAGAAUAUACUCAUCAAGCAGCAUGCCAAUAUUUUCUCUAGAUUAUCAACAAUGGAGUCAGAAUUGGCAAUUUCCCCAAGAUUAUGCUGAUGUUGUUGGAGCAUGCAGGUAAGCAUGCUGCAAAUUGUUGAUUUUUUUUUUUUGGAUUUAGUUUUCCCGAUUAAAUUUGAAUUAUUGUUUCUUGUCACUUUUCUCCUCACUUUUACUAUGAAGUUUUAGUUAACAGUCUUGUUGAUCUCAACACAUCAACUUAUCAUUAUCAUGCUGGCAUGGUAGCUUUUUGUUAGAGAAGAAACACAUAUAAUAGGAACAGGAGAGAGUAGUAGAGGUCAUUGAGAAGUUUGUUAUGGAACUGGUUAGGAGGGAAUGCCUAUCUGAUGUAACAGAGGAAAUGUUGGAAGCAAGGGUUGAUGCUCUAGAAGCAAGAAUGGUGAGUUUGGAGGAAUAAUUGAAAUCACUUGUGGCGGAGUUUCUUCAAUUGUUGAAGGCAGAGAUGGAGAGGUAUAUUGAGUUAUAUUGGGGGUGCUUCCACAAAUGAGGAUCUCAGUGUCAUUGGUCAAUUGUUCUCCAGCAACUGGUCACUGUUGGAGAUGAAAACAGUUGAAAAGCAAGGUCAUUACAGAAAGGUACCAGAAAAAGCAACGAGAAGGUGCUAGAUCAAUGGUGGAGAUGAAGCUUACAACAAGGAAAUAGAAACUGAAUUCGAAAAAUUCAUUGGCAAAGGGGUACAAAAGUGGGACUGGACGAGUGAGGUGCAAAGAAACAAGCAGAUGGUUUGUUGUUGUCACCACCGCCGGAACCACGGGAUUUCUGCCGACCUGCAGCGGCUUUGUCUGAGCCACAACUGUCAGACCGUUGAAUUCAGAAGAAAGUGACAAUAAGUUUCCAACCCUGGGAAUUGGGAGUCAAUUUUGUGAAUGUUUUAAUCACAUGAAGCUAGCUUUGCACGUUACCAACAGUGGGAUCUAGGAGGAAGUGACUUGAGGUUCAAGACAAUUGCACCAAGAGAAUCGUAGUUCAUUGGAAAGGGAAGACUGCAAAGAGCUACAUUGGAGAAAAAUAUUAGUAGUUAAUGUUCCAAGCUCAGACUUGAGGGAAAGUCUGUUUUCAAGGAGGUGGCAAUGUUAGGACCUCGAAUGGGGUGUUAGCUUAAGUGGGCUUAACAUCACCUAAUCAAUAUCAUGCUGGUGUGGCAGCUUUCUGUUAGAAGGGAAACACAUAUAAUAAGAAGAGGGGAAACUAGUAGAGGUCAUUGAGAAGUUUAUUAAGAAAUUGGUUAAGAGGGAAUAUCUCCCCGGUCGUAGUCUUAGACUCUGGGGUGUUAUCCGUUUCUCCAUUGUAGAGCUAUUGAGCUCACAUUUUGAUCAAAUAAUAUACAGUUUUGUCUUAAUUGAAAUUAUGGGUUCUAUCAACAUACAAGAGUGGGGAUUAACUGAUGGUCUCCUUGAA
Molecule: messenger RNA, 3209 nt
Organism: Vicia villosa (hairy vetch)
Lineage: Eukaryota; Viridiplantae; Streptophyta; Magnoliopsida; Fabales; Fabaceae
Product: pentatricopeptide repeat-containing protein At2g06000-like
Exons: 2
Coding region: 143-1708 (521 amino acids)
Molecular function (GO): protein binding
Source: RefSeq, a predicted model, not a curated record